Molecule: messenger RNA, 1533 nt
Organism: Dioszegia hungarica
Lineage: Eukaryota; Fungi; Basidiomycota; Tremellomycetes; Tremellales; Bulleribasidiaceae
Exons: 4
Coding region: 1-1533 (510 amino acids)
Source: RefSeq, a predicted model, not a curated record
AUGUUCUACCCCGCGACGUCACACCCUACACGGACGUAUGGCGCGCCCACAACAGGCCGGCGAAAGCUCGCUGUGCAUAAUGAGAAUAAUCUGGACGGGCUAGGAGGAAGAGGUCUGCCCAGUAAGACCCCGUCUCGCGCUGGACCGAGUGGGCCAAAUGGGGCAGCAGGAAAGGCGGCGUUGUUGGGUUCGGCGACGGUGGGGAGGGUAGGACUGGGGCAGAAGACGGAAGGGAAGGAUAGGAAUGUCCUGAGUGGGCAGCCAGGGGCUGGAGUUGGGAAAGGAAAAGGCAAAGAAGAGGAGAUCGAACCUAAACGCCUCUUCGCAUCCACCUCGACCCUCCCGCCUUCCAAAUCCCUCUCCAACCUCCCCUUCAUACCAACCAAAACACCCGCCCGCCCGCCGCCCUCCUCGCGUAAACUCCCACCCAACAAGACGCCCGCCCCGUCAACUUUUAGAAUCGCGCAGGACGUUUCGUCUACGCCCUUGCCAUCUGCAACAAGGAGGCGGAGAUCGCGCUCGUCCAAUGGGCCCGGGGGAAGUGGUGGUGGCGCAGGUGGGGGAGGGGGAGGGGCGACACCGAUGCGUCCAACAAUGAGACCGGCGGAAGAGUUCCGCACUCCCCUGCCCAGUGCGAAAUGGCAAGAUGGGGAUGGGGAGGGAGAUAGUCCAGAGGGGAGUGGCGGGCUGGAGGUACAAGGGACAGGGGCGGAGGGGGAUGUGGGGGUCGUCCUGGAUGUUCUGGGGGAGGUAGAGGAGGAAAGUGAGGAUGAGGUGGAGUAUAUGCCGCCUAAGCCUGACGAACUCCCAUACGAGCUAGACUGGGAGCCUCAACUCGACAUCAUCUCCCUCACGCGUCAACUCCAGACUGUCCCUUGUGUCGCAUUUGACACGAUUGGGGAGGCGCCGGAAUUGAGUAUGGAGGUGGAUACCGAACCGAGGGGGAUCAUGCUGGAGUCGGAUGAUAAGCUGGAGGAUCCGAUAUUCCAACGCGAGCCCGCUGCGGGCGUACCAUCACCUCCCGUGCGAGUUGCUCCACCAGCGUCGGGGUCCGGGACGGGACCGGUGCGAACCACAUCGACUACUUUCCCACGGACUCGGCCCGCCCCGCCCGCUGCUGUACCGGCGACAUCCCGGUCCAAAGCAGGAACAAGCCUCAAGUCCAGCUUGAAGCCAACAUCUACCUUUUCCCGAUCUACCCUCGCCUCAGCGGGAACCCGAGCGACAGCGCAUACUCGACCCCCGCUCCCAUCAGGCUGGAAAGCACCCACACCGGCUAGCGCUCGUCCAGCUCCCCCUGCGCUGGCGCUGUCCGCUCGAUCGACCAAGGAGAAUAUCCCUCCUCUCCCGACCCGGGUAAACGGCACCGGUACGGGGCUCGGAUCAAAGAAGGGGAGUAAGGAGGUCCAAGGGAAGGGUGCGUGGGUGGAGGAGGAUGACGAGUUGAUGGAGGCGUUGAUGCUCGUCGGGGGACAGGAGGCGGUUUUUGACCUUGACCUUGGUCUUGACCUUGACUCUGGCGUUGGGUCGUGA